Molecule: messenger RNA, 1249 nt
Organism: Cololabis saira (Pacific saury)
Lineage: Eukaryota; Metazoa; Chordata; Actinopteri; Beloniformes; Belonidae
Gene: cldn12
Product: claudin 12
Exons: 3
Coding region: 173-1204 (343 amino acids)
Cellular component (GO): plasma membrane
Source: RefSeq, a predicted model, not a curated record
UCUGGAGAGACCACAUCCUGUUUACUGAUCUGCAGCAGAGUUUGGUCUCUAACUACAUCUAACUACUCGACCGAAAUGCCCCCGUUUUCACUGUAAACACCGGCGAAGACCCGCUCAUAUAAAGGAACGAGCUCUCUCCUAGCAGCAUCAGUUCCUGUCAUCACGAACAACUAUGUCGUGCCGGGACAUCCAUGCCACCAACGCUUUUGCCUUCAUAAUUGCCUUCGUAUCUGUGGCUGGUAUCGCCGUGGCCGCAAUAAUCCCACAGUGGCGUGUAACGAGACUCGUCACCUAUAAUCGCAAUGCCAAGAAUAUCAGUGUGUAUGAUGGGUUGUGGGCUAAAUGCGUGAAGCAGGAUGGAUAUUCAGGAUGUUACUACUAUGACUCAGAGUGGUACUCAAAAGUGGAUCAGCUGGAUCUGCGGCUCUUGCAGUUCUGCCUCCCGGCAGGCUUGACACUUAGCUCUAUAGCCAUGCUCCUAUGCAUGGCUGGGAUGUGUAAGACCUGCUGCUGCUCAGACAAGCCGGAACCGGACAUUAAAUCCACCACAUUUUUGGUAAACAGUGCAGGCUGUCACCUGGUGGCUGGGGUUUUCUUGUUCUUGGGUGGUGCAAUACCCAUAAUACCCUCAGUGUGGUUCCUGUUUCGCACCAAGGAGAUGAACAGCACAUAUGACAAUAUUUUCUCAGAUGGUUUUGCUGUGUAUAUAUCAAUAGGCUGCUCAGGAGGACUUAUGCUGGCUGCGCUGUUCAUGUUCAUGUGGUACUGUAUGUGUAAAAAGUUGCCUUCACCCUUCUGGUUGCCCCUACCCUCCAUGUCCCCCUCUCCAUCCACCCAGCCUCUUACUGCCAAUGGAUAUCCUCCUUCUCCAGUUUACGGAGCACAGCCGUUCCCGCCGCAGGCAUAUCCUCCCACGGUGAUUGACACCCAGCCUUUUAUUGCCCCGCAGGGCUACGCACAGAGCGUGGUGGCCCCUGCUCCACCCCAGGUGUAUAUGUCUCAGGUUGCUGUGCCCGAUGGAUAUGGAUCAGAGGUAGGAGGCACCCAGGCCUACAGCUACGCUCCCUCUCAGAGCUACGCUCCCUCUCAGGGCUACGCUCCCUCUCAGGGCUAUGCAUCCAGCUAUGCAGGCCACCGCUACUCUACCCGCUCACGAAUGUCUGCCAUAGAGAUUGACAUUCCUGUGCUAACCCAGCCAGAGUGAAAGAAGAGAGACUGACAACCCUGAGAAAUAUUGAACCUCUCUGCC